CAUCACUCCCUCCCUCUCCUCUGACAAGCAGUCGAUAUCCCUCCAGACUCCCUCCCAUCUCUCACAUACUCACCUCUCCCUGCUAGUCUGCCACAUUACUCGUAUCUCUCAACACAUUCAGAGCUGAAGAUGUCCUGGACGUAUGCAACCCUCCUGGCUCUCCUCGCUGUGCUUCUGGCACUUUCCUUGUCUCCUGAGGCCGACUCUGCAGCUGUGCCCAGCAAGACAGGCAGUGCUAAAGAGCCACAAGGUCCACUGAGAAAGAUCUUCAUGAAGGAGGCAGAUGCCUCACACUUCUUCAGAAGACGCAGCAGACGGGGAGCAAAGUCUCAGGAUGAGAUUAACGCUGAGCAGAGGCAGGUUCUGGCUGCAGAUGAACGAAAGAGAGAGUUUCACGAGGAGAACAGGAACGAGUUUGAGAGCUUCGCUGAAGAGGAGGAUGAUGAACAAAACGAGAGGAGCAGAGUGCGCACCGAGCAGUGGAGGGAGUUUCACUACGACGGGAUGCAUCCUCCUCACGAGUAAAAUCGUCAGUCCAUCUGAGCCCGAGGGCAGCGAGAGAGCAGAGACGUGAUGCUGGAACAUCUUAACAACACAAUGAGGCCUUGACAGUUAUAUAGUAAAGAUAUCAGCUACAGAUAUAUCAGCUUGUUUUUCACUCUCAAGUUGUUGACAUUGGCUUUUACUUCUCAUUGUUUGGGAUCCCACAGACCCCACUGCUGUAUGUGUAAAAGUAAUAAUAAUAAUCAGCAUAAUCUUUGUUUUGUCUUUUGAACUACAACCCAAUAUGUGGAAAGGUAUUUAAGUGCCUUUCUCUUUGCUACAAACUGGGCUUACUGUACACAUGUAAUGAAGGUGACAGUACAGAAAUAAACAUAAAAUAUUGCUAUUAUAAAUAAGGAAAUAGUUUUAUAUGUCAUGGGAUAUGGAUGAACAAAUAGAAACAUUAUUUUCAUUAUCGAUUAAUCUACUAAU
Messenger RNA from Sebastes umbrosus (honeycomb rockfish), 975 nucleotides. RefSeq names its product upper zone of growth plate and cartilage matrix associated b (gene ucmab). Gene Ontology annotation, biological process: embryonic skeletal system development; regulation of osteoblast differentiation. The record is from RefSeq and is a predicted model, not a curated record. NCBI's taxonomy places the organism in Eukaryota, Metazoa, Chordata, Actinopteri, Perciformes, Sebastidae. Gene Ontology annotation, cellular component: extracellular matrix. The coding region runs from base 130 to 525 and encodes 131 amino acids. The transcript has 5 exons.